Clupea harengus (Atlantic herring) is the source of this 8105-nucleotide messenger RNA. It is a transcript of the gene gon4lb, whose product is annotated as gon-4 like b. Gene Ontology annotation, cellular component: nucleus. Gene Ontology annotation, molecular function: transcription coregulator activity. Lineage: Eukaryota; Metazoa; Chordata; Actinopteri; Clupeiformes; Clupeidae. The record is from RefSeq and is a predicted model, not a curated record. Gene Ontology annotation, biological process: regulation of DNA-templated transcription.
GAUUAUAUAGCCUAGACCUACCGCUUGUCGUGUCAUCAGGACCAAAUAGUCUAACUCCGCCCAGUCUACCAGACUUAUCUGCGUGAAAGGCUUGCAAGUUCUUUGGUGUCCAUGUGGCAACAUAAUUUACCAUUGUAAAGAAUUUAGUUACGAUUAACUGAAUAUAGAUAAAAGAAACGCCAAGAUGCCAAAGUAAUUCCAAUUUCUACACAACUCACCAGAACACAUUCUACCUAGACAAAUGUCUGAACCUCAGGAUUGAUUUAAUUAUUGUUAAUUAAUUAUGAUAUGUGCCAAAGCUAAAAGUUAGAAGAUAAUACAGUUUGCAAUGCUUUUGUUUCCUUAUUCCCUAUUCCUAAAUCCAGUUUAAAAAAAAUUUGAUCCGAAGGGCACACAUGAAUGUGGAACAUAGUAUAUGGCUUGUGAUGCACUGGGGAAUAGUAUCAGUGUCACACCGAAUGAAGCAAAGCAUCACUAGCUGGUUAGGUAUAGCCACUGAUGGCUACAAACAAACCGGUCUGGGUAAGCGGCUGGCUUUCACUUUUCGUUAUGCGCCGUGAAAAUGGGCCAGAAACGGAAGACCAGUUCUCCAGAACCAAAGUCUACUCGCUUGAAAUUACUUAAAAGGGUUGUCAGGUCGAAGUCCCCAGCCAGAAAGAGACUGCGACUCAGUCCCAAGAAGAGGCUUCCAAUCACUCCGACCAAACAGAAGUUGAGGAAGGGUGCGAAACAUCUUCAGUCAACCAGAAGGCAAUCCCCCAGAUUCAAAUGUCAAAAUCGUAUAACCAGCUCGGACCACAAUGGGGCAGAGAACCAGCAGUCCUCCAGCCCACUGUCAUCCCCUUUUCAGUCAGAGGAGGACACAGAGCCAGGCUUGGUGAUCACUCUGGAUGAAGAGCUGCGUAAGAUACGGAAACAAACGAGGAAGAAGAAUGGCAGGAGGCCAAAGACAGCCUCCACAGACAGAAAAGAGGAGGAGGAGGAGAAGAAGGAAGAAGAGAAACCGGGGAAGGACUCUGAGUGUAAAACAGACAGAGAAGGUGGUGAGGAGCAGUCAGAUGACGACUGUGGGAAGCUGGACAGAGACCUGGAGAGGAAGUCACGGCAGCUUAACCUGACUGCUGUCAAUGUCAGGGACAUUCUUCAUGAAGUUAUAACCAAUGAGCAUGUUGUGGCCAUGAUGAAAGCUGCCAUCAUGGAGACUCAAGACAUGCCAUUGUUUGAGCCCAAAAUGACCAGAUCUAAGCUAAAAGAGGUUGUUGAGAAAGGAGAGGGGAGUCCAACUUGGAUCAAAAAGUCCAAAGAAGUCAAGCCACCACAGUUUGUAGACAUCCCUCUUGAGGAAGAUGAAGACUCCUCUGAUGAAGAGUACUGUCCAGACGAGGAUGAGGAGGAUGAAACCGCAGAAGAUACCUUUCAGGAGAGCGAUGUGGACAGCACGGCCUCGUCGCCCAGAGUUAGCAGAGCAGGACGUGCUAGGACCCCCGUUGAACACUCCGAGGGUGAUGAGGAGAAGCACCACAGUCCCAGAUUGAGGCCAAAGACCUCCAAAUACCUGAGGAUGGCAGCAGUACCCAUGGGCCCCCCUCCUCCCCCACAGUCCUGCAGCUCUCCACGGGCCACUGGGCCUCCUGACUGCUCCUUCCUGGAGAAGCUCCAUGCUGUGGAUGAGGAACUGGCUCUCAGUCACAUCUGCCUGGAGCCCUUUCAGGCCUUGAGUAGUGCCGGUGGGGCUGAGUGUGCCAAUGACAGCCUGGUGUCGUGCCGGACACGCUCCAAGCGGCCGCUCAGAGGCAUCCCCCUGGGCAUGCUGGAGGCAGAGCUCCAUGCCCCCGACAUCACACCGGACAUGUAUGACUGUGGCUUGGCGUUAGAGGACCGUGACUGGAGCGAGUGGCUGCAGGGCCUCAUGAUCUCCGACAUCGAGUACGAAGAGGAGGGUGAUGAUGAAGAUGACCCUGAGUAUAACUUCCUGGACGACCUGGAUGAGCCUGACCGGGAGGACUACCGCACUGACCGCGCCGUCCGCAUAACCAAGAGGGAAGUGAAUGGGUUGAUGGAGGAGUUGUUUGAUACGUUCCAGGAUGAGUUGGGGUGCCGUGAGCAGGAUGAAGAGGGGCGUGAUGAGGAUGAGGAGAGAGAUGGAGAGCCGCCGCCACCCACAGCUCCCAACUUCAACGUUCCUCAGGCCAUAAGAUUUGAGGAGCCUCUGGCCAAGAUGCUCACCGCCUGCCGGCGCACUGUUAUGGGUCAGCAGGACUCCCCGCCUCAGUCCAAAGAAAGUCAGCCCAGGGUUUCCCACAAUGCACCUGUGCCACAGGUGCUCUUGAUUCCCCCACCGUGCACUCUGGUCCUCUCAGGCGCACAGAAACGGCGGCUACAGCAGCAGGUUCAACAGCACGUCCAGCUGCUCACACAGGUAAACAUGCUGAGCGCCCCAGUGGAGGCCCUGCACAGUGACGCUGUCACCACCAAGAUGUACCUGUCGGAGCUGCAGUCAUUUGCUGAGCGCGGAGAGCAGAUGAGGGCCGCCGUGCAGCCAGGCUUUGUGAGUGCGUUCCGGGCCUGCAACUUGCAGCCCUCCCUAGAACUGCUGGAGGAGCUGAAGAACACCCCCUCCAUCCUCACGCCUCUCGCUAAACCCCUGCGCUCACACUCAGCGGUGCUCCCCCCAAAGCUGGCCUGGCUGCUGGCGACCCGGCCAGUGUUCCUGUACCCAGAGCUGCUACCCCGUUGCAGCCUGGAUCCUGCUCUACAGACCACUCCCUGCAAGGUCACCUUCACCAAGGGAGAGGACGGUCUAAUUGUUCUGGGCCUGAAGCACCUCAAAGACACAGAAGUGCCUCACCAUCUGAUUUGCCGCUACUUGCUCCGGAACAAGAAAACGGAGAAUCUGCGCACUCAUAUUCAGGACCUGUGUGUCCCACGUGCCAUGGACAAUGUCAUCAAGGAUUACUUCAAACAUAAUGUGGUGCCUCCUUUGCAACUGGCUUGUGUUCCUGUGCUGCCUGGUGAAGAGCGCCCUCCUGUGGAGAGAAAAGAGACCCUUUUUCCUCACUGGCUUAAGAAAAGUUUACCACAUAUCCACAGGGCUGUCUUGGAGUACAACAAACUGCUGGAGCCAGCCUCCCCUGAAAAGACCCGCAUAUCCCCUCCUUAUAUCUUCCCUAAAGACAUACGUUACCCUCCAUCCAUGCCAGAAAACCUUACCCUACACAUGCAUCCCUUAGGGAAACAUCAAGCCCCAAACUCCAAAUCCAAGGUAAAACCUUUCCGUGCUUUUUCAUGCUCUUCCUUGGCACCACUGGCCAAAGCUCCUACCCAUUCCACAGGCAUACCCAGCCUGGCGAGAAUUCAAGGGCAAGCCCCGUCACAAGGAAUAAUUUUGUUGGCUAAUGCUCCCUUUCAAGGGGCCCUCCCAAUGGCUCAGGCUAUGUUGACUCCCGCCCAUGGGACAGUCCCAGUGAACACACAUGGUCCUGUGAAUUUGCAACCUUUUACUCGAUGCAUUGUUCAGGGUUCUGGACCAAGAAAUGCAGCAGUUGGCUUUCCAACUGGCAUAAUCCAGAUUCCCAACACACCAUCCCUGGGUGCUCCUGUCUUCCGCCAGGGUGUUCUUACAUAUAUGGCGCCACCGACUCAAAAGCCAACCAAAAAACGAAAUCCCCCAAAGCGGAACCUCCUUCAGAAAUUGCUCCCAAUUCAACCGGCGCCCCUCAAGCAAGCCCCUCAGCUGCCUCAGCUGCUCUCCAUCUCGGCUGAACACGGAGUGAGGGUACUGAGUGUGAAAAGCCUGGAUGCAGAAGCUGCGCCACUUACGGGAGAGGAAAGGGUCAAUGAAGGCCUGGACGCUGUACACAAUCCUUCCUCUGCCAUGCCUGUAACAACCAUUUCUUUGCAAAGUCCCAAUGGAGACAGUCUUGUCACAAGCAAUGAAGUAUUAGUUGAGACAUCCACUGCUUCCCUAUUUGUCAGUGAAUCCAUCAGUGACCAACCACAAGACUUGGCAACAGCACUGUUGCCCAUCCUUUCUACUUUGGAUCCUUCCCAGAUAGCGCUCCCCACACCCCCAGAUAGUAGUGUCCAUCUUAAGGCUGGUCAGAUGUUCUUUUCUCACAAUCCAUCUUCUCCACUUGUUGCGUCCACCGGUGGGAAAACAAGCCCAGACAUUCCCAGAGUUGAUGACCAUGAACAAACCAGGAACCACACUGGAGGGUCAAGAAGGGAGAUUUUGUGUAGCCCACCAGCCACUCCUACUCUGCAAGGUGGUUCUCCACAGAACAGUGAUCAGGCCUCAAGUUCUGAUGCCACCAAUUGUUCUGUACAUCAGUCCACGGCCCACACUAACACAGCUGUAAUGACCUCUACCAUCAACAUAGGCUAUCAUAAUUCUUUGAAUAGUGUAUCACAACAAGGAUCCCAGCUGGUUACUUCUGAAAGUGCAUCCCAGUUCUUUCUGGUUCCUCAGAACUGCUUGUUGGCAAAUGGACCAACUGUUCAAUCAAUUGGAAAUGGUGUGUCCCUUACCAAAGAAGUGCCAAACAUACCUCCCCUAACAAAGAUCAUAGAGCCCCAAACUAAUGGUGAUUUUCAGCCCGGCAACAGUGUUCAGUCACCAAAUGAAGGACCGUCUACAGACAAUGCGUUGCGGGAAGUCCGUGAAGGGAUGGUGAAACUUAUCGAGGGGAUCAAGGAAUGGGAUGAUCAACAGCUGCAGAGACAAGAAGAAGAGACAGAAGAAACUGGAGUAGACCAGUGGGGAGAGGAGGAGGAGGAGGAUGGUGGAUGUAUGGGAGAUCCUCUUCUGACACUUUCAGAGUCCACGGGAAGCCCAGUCUCGAGCUUGGACAGCCAUUCUGAUGCCAUGGAGAGGAUGACCGAGAGUGAGGAAGAGUUGGGAUUACCCAUGGCUGAGCACAGACAAGAGGUACAUAGCCAUCCACAGUUACUUGCCUUGACUGCAGGAACUGAGGACAAACCUUCAGGGGAAAGUAAUGGAAACAGUGAAGGAAGAGAAAAUGGAAAUGGAGAAGAACAGCAGAAUGGUCGAGAAGGAAGUGGUGGAGAAAAACAUGGGAAUGAGGAUGGAGAGCAGAAUGGCGGAAGAAGAAGUGAAGGGGGGGAGCAGGACGGAGCUGGAGAUAAGAACGGAGAGGGGGCUGAUGGAGAUGGAGAGAAGGAUGGAGAUGGAGAUAGGGACAGACCUGGGGAGGAGGAGGAAGAAGAGGACUUCGAUGACCUCACUCAGGAUGAGGAUGAAGAGGAAGUUAUGUCAUCAGCCUCAGAAGAAUCUGUUCUCUCUGUUCCAGAACUUCAGGAAACAAUGGAGAAACUUACAUGGCUUGCAUCUGAGAGAAGACUCUGUGGAGAGGGUGAUUCAGAGGAGGACAACUCUCCAACCUCACCCAACUCCCCAGUGUCCCAGAAUUCUCAGGAAGAGAUUUCCGAGGAAGAGGAGGAAGGUGCUGUAAAGGGGGAGGAGAUGGAACUGGGGGACGGCGGUGCAAGCAAACUCCCUGAAGGAGAUGCUCCACAGGAGGAGGAUGGCCCACCACAGGCCAGCGGGAAGGGGGCCGGACGGGGAAGAGGCCGUGGCCGUCCUCCUCCACGUAGUCUGAAGCGAAACCGUCGCCAGGAGAGAUGCAGCAAGGACACAGCCAAACUUCUGCUUCUUUAUGAUGACCAAAUCCUUGACAACGAUCCCAUGAGGGAAAGCAAAGAUUUCGCCUUUGCUCAGGCCUAUCUUAAUAGGGUGCGUGAGACUCUGCAGGAGGUGCCGGGGAAGGUGGAGGAGGUUCUGUGCCUGCUCUAUGAAUUUGAACAGAGCGCCAAGGCUGGCGAGGCCCGCAGUGCUGUGGAGCUCUUCUCCCAGCUCAAGCCUGUGCUCCGAGAAUGGCCAGACCUCCUGCAAGAUUUUGCUGCGUUCCUGCUGCCUGAGCAGGCCCUCGAGUGUGGACUGUUUAAGGAGCAGCAGGCGUUUGAGCGUAGCCGGCGUUUCCUGAGGCAGCUGGAGAUCAGCUUCGGAGAGAAUCCCUCGCACUACCAGAAGAUCGUGCGAGCGCUGCAGAGUGGGCCAGGGCUUAGCCCUGCAGGCGUAGAUGAGCUUAAACAACAGAUGGCCACUCUGCUGAAAGGCCACACCCAUCUUCAGGGAGAAUUCUGCUUAUUUUUUGAUGGGCUCCGCCCACCACCAGCCCGCCCUGGACAGUUUGAGGAAGCGAGUUGGCCAGAAGAUGAUGGGGGGGAGGGCAUUGGCCAGGGCUCAGGGGUGGUGGCCAAUCGAGGGUUUGAGGAAGUAACUCUUCCUGAUCUAGAGGAAGAGGAGGAGGUACACAAAAUUCCGCCAAUGGCAGCUCGAAGCAGAAGGAGGAAGGAACUGGGACGACAUCGGAAUUACAAGGCUUGUGAUUGGCCAGAGAAAGACUGUCCCUGUUCCUGUCAUGACACGGCCCAUGACCCUAAACUCCGCAAACACAGGAGAAAGGGCUGUUCUCACUGCCAUAGCAACAAGGCCUCUGAUGUGUCCAAGGUGAAGAGCCCAGACGCCACAGUCACAAGCCCCACUGCUGGGACCCCCUCAGACAGAGGCGGAGAAGAAACUGAGGAGGGAAAAGAUAUGGACUUAGACAUUAAAGAUGAAAUAGGAAGUGGAGCUAGCAGUCCCCACCAUGAUCAAGGUUGUCCAACAUGGGACGGCAGUGAGGGAGACCCUCAUCCUAUCACCGAGGGCAGAGAGGAGGAUGAGGAAGAGGAAGAUGAGGAGGAGGAGUGGAGGGAAGGGGAUGCGGAGCAAGGCCUCACCCCAAGGAAGCGCAUCAGGACAGAGGAAAGUUUGGCAGUGGGGGACAAAUCUCCUACACCUCCCUGUGGAGAGAGCAACACGCCCCCGCAGCCACGCCCCAGCCCAACGUCUGACACCCCAGUCUGUGCCAAAAACAUCUCCCUCACCCCCAGUGGAGAGAAGGUCAUCCUCUGGACCAGGGAAGCAGACCGGGUGAUUCUCACCACCUGUCAACAACAAGGAGCCAGUCAGAGUACUUUUCAGGCCAUCUCUGCUGAGCUUGGCAACAAGACUGCCAGCGAGAUCUCCCGGAGGUUCAGGGACCUGAUGCGUCUCUUCCACACCUCAGCACGCCAGGCCAGCUCUGAGGACGAGGCCAGCAACCCAGAGCACCACUCGGCUACAGACGAGGAGCAGGAUUGACCCGCACCCAAAAUGAGUCUGAACCCAUCCACAGCACUGCUGAACUUUUACUUGUUGAGAGACACAGUGCAAGACUGUCCUCAUAACAGCAUUGCUGAUGCAUGAGAGGGGAACUCAUGAGUGGUUUACUGAAAAAUGCUAGAAACUUGUUUUAUUUAAAGCAGAAUCGGGCAUGGAAACCCAUUGACUUCACCUUGUCAUUCGUGCCAACCUCUUAUCAAGCUCUCACCUCAAAAUAUGGAUUUGCUCUACCCUCCUCUUUGAUACAAAGCUGGUUGGUUGUUGUCAAGUAGCAGUUGGAGAUCAUGGGAAGAGAUAAGAUCAUUGCUGCCUUAUAUGAAACAUAUCUCUUGCUUCAUGCUGGUUGGUACAAUAUUCAUGGUACAAUAUUCAUGAUGUUGUGAAUGGGCUGCACAGAUGUAAAUGUUUUGAAGUUGCUUGUUUUAAUGCUAUUUGCGUUGCACCUCAGUGUUAGUGUCAUUGGUCUUAUCUGGCUUAGUCUACAUACAAUCGGAUAUAUGCAGUAACAUAUUUUUGUACCCCACCAGUGCUUAUAACCAGUGCAAUAAAUGAAGGUAGGUGCUAAUUCAGGCCAGUGAACACGAGCCUAUUGCACCCUUCAUUGAGCACAUUCAUUGAUGAGACACAUUCAUCAGUGUGAAACACCAGCCAAGUUAUCAGCCUCUUUUCUUUCCUUCUCUUGUACGUAUGUAAGUAAUGUAAAUAAGGGCUGUACAAGGCCCUGCAAUGUACAGUAUUUUUUAAUAUGGUGACAUUUUUUUUAUUAUUUCUUUGUGCUAUGUAAUGUCUUUAAAAGUUGAAAUGUCAUACGAAAAUGAGUGGACUUGUUUAAAUAAAACGCUGCUGUAUAGAUAUUUAUAUUAAACAGGGCAUUUUUAAA